GGGAGUUUGACUUUCCUGGGCGGGUGCCUCACUCAGGGAGGAGCGUCACGUCUCGAGACACUUCCACCCAGGUGGUGCCAUCCUCAGGCCAUGGAGUCUGCUGGCUGAUGGGCUCUCAGCUUCACGUCUGGUGGCUGUGAUUCUCGGGUGCAGCAGGGUGGCCGUGGGUGCCCAGAAAGGCUUGGUGUACCCUUGGCGGGCAGCUCUCCCUCUGCCUCGCUGUCCUGAGGCUGGUUUGGGGCAGCCUGUCAGGGUUGCUGCGGUGUGAAGGCGCCAUUCUCCCCCAUGGGGAGACGGACCUCGACAGGGUCUGAGACUGGCUCCCUGGGGCCCGCGAGGAGUGUCGUGUAGCCCGGGCACGCCUCCUCACCAGCACGGAUUAGAAGGCGUGGGGAGCGUGUGCGUGAGGACACAGAUGUGGGUGCUGUGUGUUCGUGGGGGGUGCUGGGCGAGGCAUGUGCACGCAUGUGGAGGUGGCGUCAAGCUGCAAUGUCUGUGCGGAGCCCGGGCCACCGUCACGCGGGACUCAGAUGCCCCGUGUGCGCACUGUAGGGGCAGCCUAUGCUGACGCCCGACACGCACUUAUGGGAGCCCCAGGAAUGUCAUCAUCCCACAUCCCCUCCCUGGUUGGGUCUUGGGGCAUGGCCCUCGCUGUCUCCUCCUCCCUCUAUUCCUCUCCCCACUCCGUCCCUCUCCCUUGGCAGAAACAACUCACCUGCCACCCAUAGAGUUGGGUCCCUGCCCCACGGCACCUGCCACCCUUCCUGCCUCAGACGGGCUGAGGUCUCAGCGCCCCUCUCAGAGGGCCUGCGGGGCACUGGGAAGGCGGUAAGCUGGGGUGGUGGGGUGUCACUCUUGGGACCUGGCCUGCCAUGACUGAGACAGGGGCGCCCCACUUGGGGUCUGAGGAGGGGGUCGUCUCCCUCUAGCCCUUCGUGCACUCGUCAGUCUGGGUGGAUGGUCCCCUGCUGUCCUCUCAGUGCCACGCCAGGCACAUGCCUCACGCUGGGCUGGGAACAGGCUGGUCAGCCUUUGCUGACUGACACCUUGUCCUUGGGGGCGGUGCCCCUGCCUCCACACUCCCCUGAGGCCGGGUCUAGGCUGCUGCCCUGUUUAAAUCUAGGGCAGCGGUUCCAGUGAGGGCAAGGAGGAGCCCGCGUGGGCUGCGGGGCCUCAGGGCUGCGGGCGGGCACUUCCUCCUGAGAUGCUGUCUCCCAGCGCCCUGGCUUCUGUCCGGAGAUGUGUUAUACCUUGUGCUCUUCUUAAUACACAGCAGCCAAAACGUGAGCCCCUGCAGGUGGGUCCCUGAGUGCUGUUGGCCGCCACAUCCUCCUGCCUGACACAGCCUGGCCCGGCGGAGGGAGGAAGGAUGCACCAAGGGAUGAAUGAAGGAAUGGGCCUGGGCAGAGGGCUCCUCGGCUCUCUCCUGGGUGACAGGAGUGGCCCUGGGGGCCUUUCCCGCCCGGCAGGCCCUGCAGGAGAAGAGGCGGCCCAGGGGAUAGUGCGAGGCUGGCCGCCUACAACUGGCGUGUGCUCUGUCACAGGAGGUCUCCCCUGGGCUCCAUCUCAGGGACAGGGCCCGUGUGACGUGUCUGUAAAAGCCUCCAUCCCUGGUUAUUCUGACGUGGAGCCAGGACAGGAGCUGUGGAUUGACCCGCCCCCCCGCCCCGGCAGAGCUUCCCGCAUGUUGCCCCGAGUAGGUGGGUCCCUUGGGUUAGUUCCAGCAGCUGGGGCCGCUCGCUGGGGAGCCCAUGCUGUGCUCGAUGGCCUGGCGAGCCCCUUGCCCAGCCAGGGCGCCCCUCUGUGGGGUCUCACUCCGGGGAUCCCUUAGCCAGUGAGAGAGGGUGUGGGGUGUGGGGCGCUGUUGUCCCUGAAGUCCCAGAGAGGCCCUUCUGGAGCCCACCCUGAGGGGCAUCUGCCUUCCCGGCCGCCUCUCCUCUCUGUCCCUUUUCUUCGAGCCCUAGUGAGAGGGGCCUGUGCUGCCCCUGCCCUCCCAGGAGAGGCCCAGCCACUGCCACGCAGCCGCCCCAGAUGAGGCCUGCAGGGGUGGGGGCCCAGCACGUCCCCAGGUGUCUGCAGCAGGCCUGAGCACUCACUGCCCUGUGGCUAAGGGCCUGUUAAGGGCAUUGGCGAAGAGCAGGUGGGUCCUCACGGGAGCUUGCGCUUCGAGCCGCACACCCAGCCUGCGCCAGGCCUCAGUGCUCCUUCCUCCAGGCAGAGCCAGGCCCUUGUGACCCCACAGAUCCCCCUGGGAGGCCCAGGCCACAUCCUCACGCUGCAUCAGCUCUGCCUACAUCAGAUACACACGGUGGCGUCAGCUUGGCUGACCUGGCUGCGGACGGCACCGUCCCUCUCCCCCACCCUCCCAGCUUUGGGGUUCUUGGCCAGGCUUCCCCACCCAGUCCUCUGUUCUCGUGGUGGACAUGGGCAGAGCCCUUUGUCGGGGGCAGACCAGCCUGCACCCAGUUCCGCUCCAUGGGCACCUCUGCCGAGCGUGGCUCCCACUCAAGCCCUCCCUGGCUCCUCCCUGUCCUCCCCUCCUCUCACCUGCUCCUCCCUUGCCCUCCCCUUCUCUCACCUCCCCUCCCCUCCCCUCCUCUCACCUGCUCUCACCUGCUCCUCCAUUGCCCAGGAUUUGGCUGCCAAAGAGGAGUCUGAGAAAUGCCUGGGCCCUUUCCCCACAAGGUGCUCCCGUGUGGAGUGAAGUUCAGGAGUCUGGGGCCGUUGUAUUUGUUCUGUGUCCAGCUUAUAACUGUGGGAGACGCAGGUGUCUUGAGUGACCCUGGAUGACGUGGAACUGACCGCUGGUGAGCCUGCUCUGUGUGCUGGGCACCCCGCAGCUGCAUUCACUGAGACCCACUUCUCUGAGCUCUCUAGUGCUGCCCAGCAUGGAGGCCACAGCACAUGGCUCCUGACCCCAGAGCGUGGCCCAUCCACAUGGAGAUGAGCGUAAACCACAGUGAGAGUCCAAAACAGGCAUCCAUAGCCCACACUGGUUCUGUCCACAUCCACACCCGUGGCCCACGCUGGUUCUGUCCGCGUCCACACCCGUGGCCCACGCUGGUUCUGUCCGCGUCCACACCGGUGGCCCACGCUGGUUCUGUCCGCGUCCACACCCGUGGCCCACGCUGGUUCUGUCCGCGUCCACACCCGUGGCCCACGCUGGUUCUGUCCGCGUCCACACCCGUGGCCCACGCUGGUUCUGUCCACGACCACACCCGUGGCCCAUGCUGGUUCUGUCCGCGUCCACACCCGUGGCCCAUGCUGGUUCUGUCCGCGUCCACACCCACGGCCCAUGCGUGGGUCUCUCCGCGUCCACACCCACGGCCCAUGCGUGGGUCUCUGUGCAUCCACACCAAUGCGAUGAUGUUUUCUAUAUGUUGAGUCACAUAAGAUGCAUCAUCAAGAGUCCUUUAUGUUUUUCUCUUACCUUUUCUGUGUGGUUGUGAGAGGACUGGAAACAUCAGUGGCUCACGUGAUGCUCCUGAUGGGCAGGGUUCCUGUAGGCCAGAGCCGGCAGACGUUCCUUCCAGGGCCAGGUGGGGACAGUGUCGGCUUUGUGGUCCUCAGGGGUCUCUGCCCCCACAGCUCAGCUCUAGUCAUGCUCCGUGGGGGAGGCCUGAGCAGCAGGUGACUUGUGGGGUCACAGGCAGUCAGGGCUGAUGCUGCUCAGUCCCACCAUGCCCCCGUCCCUGGGAGGAAGGCAAUCCAGACGAACAUUCUUGCUGCCCAGGGGACGUGGCUGGUCUGACCAGAGCUCCCAUCCCACACCCUGUGGUGUUUGGGCCCCUCCGGCCUCCAAAGCUGUAUGCUGCGUGUCGCUCUCAGGGGUGGGGAGCCCCGCCCGCCACAAGCCCUGGGCACCCACUGGCCUGGCUGUGCUGCAAGGAUGCAACCCCUGCCCCGCGCCCCACCCCAGCUCCACCCCAGCCACUGGCCCUUGUGUCCAAGGGACUCAUUUGGAAGCUAGGAGAAGGGUUAGUGGGUGACGGCAGAUCCGGGGGUGGGGGCCAGGGGCUGACUGCUGGUCACCUGCACAGCCAGAAAGCCAAGCGGAUGCCCACCUUGGCGCAGAGCCUGGCCCAGCGGGCGAGGGGAGACGGUACAGGCAUCUUCUCUGACGCUGACCGGGACUUGCCUCUUCUGAAAUGGGAAGCAGCCAGCCUCUUUCUUGCAGUGGGUGCUCUUGGGCUGUUUAACUCCUCCCCUUGGCCCACGGGAGUAAGACGGCCUCCCCAGAGCACGGGUGUCCCCCACCAGAGGCCUGGCCAGCCUCCCCGGUCCCUCUGGGUCACCCAUCUCCUCUCGGGCCCCUGAGGUUUCUUUGGAUCAGGGAGGCUCUCACUCUGGAAGGCUCCAGAAGGGUGUGUGGGUAGGACUGUGGUGCCGUGCGGGUCCUACUGGUGUGGCUGCGUGGUGCCUCAGUGCCCUCUUCCUGAGGCUGUUCCGUGAGGGCUGCCCCUGCUCCGCGGUGCUCCCUCCCCUUCUUAUCCCUUCAAUCCUUUUCUUCUACAAUGAAGCAACAUUGUGUCAUUUCUCACUGAAGACAAAACCCUCUUUGAAGACCAACGACCAUCCCACCGUGGGUGGUCGGUGGUCGAUGUGGGUCUUCAGGAGCAGAGAAGGUGCACUGGUUAUGGGAUGGGAGGCCGCUGCCACGCGGCUCCCAGCUCCCGGCCCCGCGUGCCGGGGGCUGCAGCUCUGCUAAUGCUGGCCCCUCGCCCCGUUGGGAGCCCUGGCCAUGGGGGCCCUGGGUGGGCGCUGCAGGACGCCUGCUGCGGGUCAGGCACAGGCCCCAGGUGCCUGUCCCACCAGGCCACUGGCGCUGGGGAGCCCGCCCAGGGCCCGCGGACUUCGUUCCCGUGAGUCAUGCUGUUUCUUCUCUUUCUUUUUAUUCUCUCUCUGUGUUUAUUUUUGUUGGUGUCCCGUGCCUUUGACCAGCUCGGCCGCCCUGCCUCCGGCUUGGGUGCUGUCCUCCCUCCAUGCCGCACCUUGCCUGCUGGCCACAUGUGACCUGGCCUGGCUCUCAGCGUGGCCGCCGUCGUGGGGGCCAUGGGGAGCUCCGCCUCCUCGCUAGCCGCCGAGACCGAGUCGGACCAUGGCUUCCCUGGGGGACCAUCCUACCCAGGGCCCCCGGCAGCGGCUGGCUGGUGUAGGAGCGGCCCCGGGGGGCCAAUCUGGGGUGGUGCCCUGGUCACCCGGCAGCACCAGCCCCCACGCGCCCGGGCCCGAAGCCACACACACUCACCUGGGUCCAUGGCCGCAGUUGGGGAGUGGUCCUGUGCACGCUGCACCUUCCUGAACCCGGCUGGCCAGCGCCAGUGUUCCAUCUGCGAGGCCCCCCGGCACAAGCCCGACCUCGACCAGAUCCUGCGGCUCAGCGUGGAGGAGCAGAAAUGGCCCUGCGCCCGCUGCACCUUCCGGAACUUCCUGGGCAAGGAGGCCUGCGAGGUGUGUGGCUUUGCCCCGGAGCCCGGGCCCGGUGCCUCCCUGCUGCCUGUCAUCAAUGGGGUCCUGCCCAAGCCACCCACCGUCCUGGUGGAGCCCAAGGGCAGCUGCAAGGAGGAAGCGGGUCCAGUGCAGACAGCAGGACUGGCGGCCGAGGAACCAGCCGGGGGGCGGCCGGAGGAGGAGGAAGAGGAGGAGGAGGAGGGAGCAGCAGAGCCUGGGAGCGGCUGGGCCUGCCAGCGCUGCACGCUGCACAACACGCCGGUGGCUAGCUCUUGUUCUGCCUGCGGGGGCCCCCGGAAACUCUCACUGCCCAGGAUCCCUCCUGAGGCCCUGGUGGUCCCUGAAGUCAUGGCCCCCGCUGGCUUCCAUGUCACACCUGCCCCACCCCAGCCUGGUGAAGGCACCGAGGCCGACCCUCCCUCUGCUGCUGCCCAGGAGCCCCCGCGGGGGCUGCCCUUCAGCCCCUUCUCACCCACCCUGCAGAACAACCCUGUGCCUCGCAGCCGCCGCGAGGUCCCUCCUCAGCUGCAGCCACCUGUGCCUGAGGCCGCCCAGCCCUUGCCUUCUGCAGGCUCCAAGGGGCCCCCCCAGGGCCCAGGGUGGGCUGGGGCCGGGGCCUCCCGCCUGGCAGAGCUGCUGUCAGGCAAGCGGCUGAGCGUGCUGGAGGAGGAGGCGGCUGAGGGCAGCCCCGCAUUGCGUCAGUGCGGCUCCUGCUCCGCACCUGGCCCCGCGAGCUCUGCCCGCUGUGAGGCCUGUGGCACCACACCGGGCAGUGAUGUCAUCGACCUGGCUGGUGACACCGUGCGCUACACACCAGCCAGCCCCUCCAGCCCCGACUUUACCACCUGGUCGUGCGCCAAGUGUACGCUCAAGAACCCCACAGCGGCCCCCAGGUGCACGGUGUGCGGCUGCUCCAAGCUGCAUGGCUUCCAGGAGCACGGCGAGCCCCCCGCCCGCUGCCCCGACUGCAGCGCUGACAAGCCUGGCCCCUGCUUGACCCACAAGGCCGGCUGCCUCCUCCCUGUGGCGCCGCCCGAGCGCUCAUGCCAGUGGGCCUGCCCUGCCUGCACUCUGCUCAACGAGCCCCGGGCCAAGCACUGUGUCGCCUGCCAUACGCCCCAGCUCCUGGUGGCCCAGCGCCGGGGUGCCGCACCCCUGAGGCGCAGGGAGAGCAUGCACGUGGAGAAGCGGCGGCAGACAGAUGAGGGCGAGGCCAAGGCCCUCUGGGAGAACAUCGUGGCCUUCUGCCGGGAGAACAGCGUGAACUUCGUGGAUGACAGCUUUCCCCCUGGGCCCGCGUCUGUGGGCUUCCCUGCGGGCGACAGUGUCCAGCAGCGUGUGAGACAGUGGCUGCGGCCCCACGAGAUCAACUGCUCCGUCUUCAGGGACCACAGUAUCUCGUGGUCCGUGUUCCACACACUCCGGCCCUCGGACAUCCUGCAGGGGCUGCUGGGGAACUGCUGGUUCCUGAGUGCGCUGGCGGUGCUGGCCGAGCGGCCCGACCUGGUGGAGCGGGUGAUGGUCACGCGCAGCCUGUGCGCUGAGGGCGCCUACCAGGUGCGGCUCUGCAAGGACGGCACGUGGACGACGGUGCUGGUGGAUGACAUGCUGCCCUGUGACGAGGCCGGCUUCCUCCUCUUCUCGCAGGCUCAGCGGAAGCAGCUGUGGGUGGCCCUCAUCGAGAAGGCGCUGGCCAAGCUGCACGGCUCCUACUUUGCCCUCCAGGCAGGGCGCGCCAUCGAAGGCCUGGCCACGCUCACCGGCGCCCCCUGUGAGAGCCUGGCGCUGCAGGUCAGCUCCACUAACCCCCGCGAGGAGCCUGUUGACACUGACCUCAUCUGGGCCAAAAUGCUGAGUUCUAAGGAGGCUGGGUUCCUCAUGGGCGCCUCCUGUGGGGGGGGCAACAUGAAGGUGGAUGAUGCUGUCUACGAGAGCCUGGGCCUGCGCCCUCGCCACGCCUACUCCGUCCUGGAUGUCCGUGAUGUCCAAGGCUCCAGGCUGCUGCGCCUCCGGAACCCGUGGGGCCGCUUCUCCUGGAAUGGUAGCUGGUCGGACGAGUGGCCACACUGGCCGGGGCAUCUCCGCGGUGAGCUCAUGCCGCAUGGCAGCAGCGAAGGCGUCUUCUGGAUGGAGUACAGCGACUUCAUCAGGUACUUCGACUCCGUGGACAUCUGCAAGGUGCACUCGGACUGGCAGGAGGCGCGUGUGCAGGGCUGCUUCCCCAGCUCGGCCAGCGGGCCCGUGGGGGUCACGGCGCUCACGGUGCUGGAGCGCGUGUCCCUGGAGUUCGCGCUCUUCCAGGAGGGCGGCAGGCGCACGGAUGCUGUGGACAGCCACCUGCUGGACCUGUGCGUGCUGGUGUUCCGCGCGUCCUUCGGUAGCGGCGGCCGCCUGAGCCUGGGCCGCCUGCUGGCGCACAGCAAGCGCGCCGUCAAGAAGUUCGUCAACUGCGACGUGAUGCUGGAGCCCGGCGAGUACGCCGUGGUGUGCUGUGCCUUCAACCACUGGAGCCCCUCCGCGCCCGGACCCUCGGCUGGCGCGCACGCCUCCAGCCCCGCUGCGGGUGUCCCGCGCUGCGCCCCGGAGCCACCUGGCCACGUGCUGGCCGUGUACAGCUCGAGGCUGGUCAUGGUGGAGCCGGUGGAGGCCCAGCCGACCACACUGGCGGACGCCAUCAUCCUGCUCACCGAGAGCCGGGGCGAGCGGCACGAGGGCCGCGAGGGCAUGACCUGCUACUACCUGACGCACGGCUGGGCGGGGCUGAUCGUGGUGGUGGAGAACCGGCACCCCAAGUCCUACCUGCACGUGCAGUGCGAUUGCUCCGACAGCUUCAACGUGGUGUCCACGCGCGGCAGUCUGCGCACCCACGACAGCGUGCCGCCCCUGCACAGGCAGGUCCUGGUGAUCCUGUCCCAGCUGGAGGGCAACGCCGGCUUCUCCAUCACCCACCGCCUGGCGCACCGCAAGGCGGCCCAGGCCUUCCUCAGCGACUGGACAGCCUCCAGGGGCGCCCACAGCCCCCCACUCACGCCCGAGGUCGCUGGCCUGCAUGGGCCCCGGCCUCUGUGACAGCCCUGCCUUCACCCGCCCGCUCCCCACCGCACUUUACAAGGGAGACCCCAGCAGAGGACGCUUGAACCAGAAUCUCAGGACCCCACCCAGGGAGCUGCCAGCCUCGGGGUGCACCUUCCCCUGAGCCUUCCUUCCUGUCCCAGGCCUCCCGGCCACCUAGCAAAAUACCUCGAAUCCACCUCUAGUGCACAGGGGCGCUUCUCUGACCAGCCCACCUCGAGGUCAUGUUCAGACCACCAGUGCCGAGGUGAGGCUGCCUUUCCCAGUGGGCCUGGGGCCUCCUGUCUGGAUGAGGCAGUCAAGAGCUCCGUUCACGAAACCAAAUCUGGGCGGGUGAAAGGCCAGGACAUCAGGGUGAGAGCAGGAAUCAUCCCCUCUGUGGGGGUCAGGCUAGGACCUUGGGGUGAAUGGGGACCACCCCCGUCUGUGGGGGUCAGGCUAGGACCCCAGGUGAGCGGGGACCACCUC
Molecule: messenger RNA, 8991 nt
Organism: Diceros bicornis minor
Lineage: Eukaryota; Metazoa; Chordata; Mammalia; Perissodactyla; Rhinocerotidae
Gene: CAPN15
Product: calpain 15
Exons: 12
Coding region: 5053-8520 (1155 amino acids)
Biological process (GO): proteolysis
Cellular component (GO): cytoplasm
Molecular function (GO): calcium-dependent cysteine-type endopeptidase activity
Source: RefSeq, a predicted model, not a curated record